AUGUUGAGAAGAGCGACUACGACCAAACCAAAACUUGCAAAGCUUGUCAGAUUCAAUUCAACUGCUGCCAAAUACUUCCCAUCGGAGCCGCAGGCUCCAACAAUCACCACUGAAUCCAUCCCCGGUCCCAAAUCCAUCGCCAUAAACAAGGAGUUGGGUACUGUGUUUGACAAUGGAGCCACUUAUUUCGUAGCUGACUAUUUCAAAUCAUUAGGUAACUACAUCAGCGAUGCCGAUGGCAACAAGUUGCUUGAUGUGUAUUGUCAAAUAUCAUCCAUUGCCUUGGGUUACAACAAUCCAAAAUUGAUUGAGGCUGCCAAAUCAGAUGAAAUGACAUCGGCAAUUGUUAAUCGUCCGGCGUUGGCGUGUUUCCCACUGACAAAUUACAAGGAUAUACUUGAGGAAGGAUUGUUGGCUGCUGCACCUUCAGGGAUGAAUAAGAUUUGGACAUCGUUGAGUGGAUCCGAUGCGAAUGAAACUGCAUACAAGGCGGCGUUCAUGUACCAACAUGCAAAAUUGAGACAAUUGGAUUCAUUUACCGAGGAGGAGUUGAGUAGUGUUAUGAAUAACGAAACUCCUGGUGCGUCAGAUAUGGUGAUUUUGUCAUUCGAUAAGGGGUUCCAUGGAAGAUUAUUUGGCUCAUUAUCAACAACUAGAUCAAAAGCAAUUCAUAAAUUGGAUAUUCCUGCGUUUCCUUGGCCCAAGGCACCAUUCCCCGAAUUGAAGUAUCCCUUGAAUGAAUUUGAAGCUGAGAAUAGAGAAGAGGAGGAACGAUGCUUGUAUCAAUUUGAAUCCAUCAUUGAAAAUUCACCAAAACAAAUUGCCGCGAUAAUCGUUGAGCCAGUUCAAUCAGAAGGUGGAGAUAAUCAUGCAACACCAUUUUUCUUUCAAGGAUUGAGAGACUUGACCAAGAGACAUGGAAUAUUGAUGAUUGUUGAUGAAGUUCAAACUGGUGUUGGAGCAACUGGUAAAUUCUGGGCACAUCAACACUGGAACUUGUCGUCGCCACCCGACAUGGUUACAUUUUCCAAAAAAUUCCAAGCUGCUGGGUUUUAUUUCAGUAAUCCGGAAUUACAACCAAAUCAACCGUAUAGACAAUUUAACACUUGGUGUGGAGAUCCAUCCAAAGCCAUUUUGGCAAAAGCCAUCUACAAGGAGAUUGCUGCAUCUGAUUUGGUGUCGCGUACAGCUCAAGUCGGUAACUACUUGUAUCAAGGCUUGCAAACACUUGUUGGCAAGUCCAAUGGUAAAUUUACCAAUUUGAGAGGUGAAAACUUUGGUACGUUUAUUGCGUGGGAUUGUCUUGAUGCAAAUUUGAGAAAUAAGGUGUUGGCUGGUGUUAGAAGUCGUGGAGUGAAUAUGGGUGGAUGUGGAGACGUUUCAAUUAGAUUGAGACCUACGUUGUUGUUUGAAAAGAAACACGCUGAUGUGUUUUUGAAUGUGUUGGAAGAUACAAUCAAGAGUUUGUAA
Lodderomyces theae is the source of this 1470-nucleotide messenger RNA. RefSeq names its product Uga11p (gene UGA11). Lineage: Eukaryota; Fungi; Ascomycota; Pichiomycetes; Serinales; Debaryomycetaceae. Gene Ontology annotation, molecular function: pyridoxal phosphate binding. The transcript has a single exon. Gene Ontology annotation, biological process: GABA catabolic process. The record is from RefSeq and is a predicted model, not a curated record. Bases 1 to 1470 code for a protein of 489 amino acids. Gene Ontology annotation, cellular component: mitochondrion.